Molecule: messenger RNA, 2093 nt
Organism: Cuscuta epithymum
Lineage: Eukaryota; Viridiplantae; Streptophyta; Magnoliopsida; Solanales; Convolvulaceae
Source: the annotation of a GenBank genome assembly
GCUUUUUAAUACCUAAUAAAUACGACUAAUUAUUUAUUCCAUGCCAAUUUUGCCCUUGAUUUAGUUGUAGGAUACUCUUCCUUCGUUUUCCUGAGACGCAUAUUCCCAUCGCUAGCCUUCUCCAUUCUCUUGCCGCCUCAUCUCAGUCGUCUUUGUUCUGGCGCCGACCAGUCCACCACGGCGGCCGCGAUUAUUUUAGCUGUGAAAUAAUUGCACCUCCGGACUUCUUGAGUUCUUCUUUACGUAGAAAUACAGAGCGGUGCAUCGGAUUCAUCUCUAAAUCUUCAGUACAGAUCUAAUGAACAUCUCCUGAAGCAGCUCUCGGAAUAUUUUUCUGUUCAUUCCAUAUUAAGCCUUUUUUCAUUUAGAGGAUUGUCAUGCUUCAAUUUGGAUGUAAUUGUAAGCGAGUAAGGUCACCGGCAGAUAUGGAGGCCGUCGCUGCGAGUGAUGAAGAUAGCCGGAUAUUUUCUUGCCGUGAAAGACUAUUACAGAUUCAAUCUUUUCUUAAAGGCACUAUUACAGAUUCUGCUCGCCUCUCUUUCUCAAUUUUUAGUUAUUUUGAUUUAUUUUGUAAACUAAAACAUUUUUUUUGUCAACGUUAUGGAUUUUAUCUCAGACUCCGUAUGGAGUAGUAAUAGUGUAAUAUACUCGGUAGUUGGUAAUUACUACUCAAUUGAUUGGUGAUUACAUCAAUGAUUUUUUCCAAAAUAAAUAAUUAAAUCAUUUCCAAAUAUUAAUUUAAAUAGAUGCAUUUGCAAUAUCCAAAGAAAAGAAAACAAAAGUAGUGCUUUGUACAUACAAACAAGCUGAAAGCAGCGAAAUAAGGAAUGUAUUUUAUUGUCAUUGACAUUCUUAUGACAAUAUCGUUGACAUUGUUUUUUAUUGACAUUUUUAUGACAUUGUCAAUGACAUUCUUACGACAUUAUCGUUGACAUUGUUUUUUAUAUUUGCGGUUUCAGAUAGGUCUUAUUUAUGAGAAAUGGUCAUAACUAGGACUUAUAACUAGGACUUAAAAUGUCCGUAAAUACUUAAAUAGGAGCCAGUCUUUUUUAACUCGUAAAUAGGACUUCUUUUUUACUUUGUUCCAAAACUGCCCCACGAGAUUCCUUAUCUCUCGUCCACAAUCUCACCAAACACUCUCUCACGCUCCUUCCUCCAUAGCCAUGGCAGGCUGCAGCUUCAACGUCCAGCACGGCAGAAGGAGUUGAUCUGUAGUGGCGUACUGGCGUUGUAGAUGUGGUGAGACUGAGACAGAUAAGAUACGACAGUGUGGCGCCGACGACUCAACAGAGAAAAUGCAGCGGCGCCACAGAUGUUUUUUGCUAACGACUCCCUUCUUUCCUUAGCUCGGCAGCCGACCUGUUUUUUUGCUCCGUCUCUGCGCGUGAACCUGCACUGUUUUUGGAUCGCUGCCUUCUCAAAGCGGGGAUCCCGGGUUUACUAGUGCUAUAAUCGCAGGGGUUAAGGAGAUGCAUGUGCAAUUUGUGGUUGUGGGUUUGCAAGGAAUCUUUCAAGAUGAAGGCUUGAUGAUCUGUCCCCCUCGUGAGCCACCGCCGAGGAUGAUGUUUGAAGCAGGGUUUCGUUUGUUCUGUCAGUUUAUUUUACUUAUUUUUGCUUUACUCUUUUUGAGGUUCUUAGGCAUGAAUGUUGUCGUUGUUGUUUUCUGUAUUGUUUAUUUCCGCCAGACUCUUACAUUAGGUGGGGGUGAUGAGGGUUUUGCUCUGGCCACGUUUGGCUCAUGUAGACCCAUUACAGGACAAGUGAAUCAUAUUGCUCUAUACAGGGUGAUUGGUUCUCCAGCUGGUCCGAGGGAGCAUAGUUGGAGUGUUACAAUCCACUAGGGAAUGCACAAGCUAAAGUUCUUGGAAUGGUUGCAAAAUAGAGCUGGAUGGCCGUCUUAAAUUUUACUGCUAGCUGAUUUUUCCUCCACCGUCAAUAAUAAGAUUCAUUUUUGGUUCUUGAGUUCCUUUAAGCGGAUUUGGAAGUUUAUGCUAGCUGCAAAGUUAGUUUGAAUUUCUAAUAUGUGAACUAGAAUGCUGCUAAUAUGCUUGUUUUUUUUGUUUUGGAAGUGUCAAUAAAAUAGACAAUGUUGU